Plasmodium fragile is the source of this 981-nucleotide messenger RNA. RefSeq lists its product as uncharacterized. Lineage: Eukaryota; Apicomplexa; Aconoidasida; Haemosporida; Plasmodiidae. The record is from RefSeq and is a predicted model, not a curated record. The transcript is spliced from 3 exons. Bases 1 to 981 code for a protein of 326 amino acids.
AUGGAGUUAGGGCAGUUUGUGCAAUACAUGGAACAUAUGGACAUGGUGACGCUGGGUGCGAACUGUGACAAUGCGUAUUAUAAGUACCCGCAGCAUCCUGAUGGUCGGGCGCGAAAGGUAACACGCACGGGAGACAGAAUUAUGUGCAAACUUAUGUCUGGGGCAUUAUUCUUUAUAUAUAAGAGGCACAUGGUAACGGGUGCAACGGGCACGGACAAUAACAAUGAUGAAAGAUUCAAGGAGUACGUAAGAUGUGCCAUUCUGAAUAUGUUCAUGCAGUUCCUGAAGGCUUCAUCAUGUAAGGGCGACUGGGGUUUAUGGUAUGCCUGGUACACGAUGCAAAAGGAAAUGGACGAAUCCAUGGGAGGAGUAAUGAAAAGGGUGAAUUGUGCAAAUGAAGUAUAUCAAAAUAUUCAAGCUGGAGGAUGGUCAAUGGAACAUAAAAUUGCAACAUGGUUAAGUAGGAACAACAAACUAAAGGACAGAUUGGGCAAAGCAGGUGUAAGCAAUAUCUGCAAUUGGGAACUGGAUAAAGCCGGGCACCUAAAACGCAGCAAGGGUAAGGGAGAUGCAGCAAAUACGAGGGACAUGAAAGCACGCAACCUAACGAAGCAAUUGACGCAAGGUAUAAAGGACAUUUUUGUGGACAUUAAGAACGAGGUUACGGAGACCAUACAACGCGGGCUGCAUACUCAACAGGCCCCGGGAGUACAAGUGGUACAGACAACGUCGCCGUCACCACCAGGUAGGUCACAUGAAGCUAAUGAGGAAUCGUCCGGGUCCGCCCCUGCAAUAUCAGGAGCUAAUGAGCCGGCAACCACACCACCAGGGGAACAGGGAGACGAGCACAGUAGCCACGACGCCAGCAGUAGCGGUCACGAUGGUAGCGGAACGGGAUAUUGCCCACUUGGUGCAGAAGGCAGGGUUAUCCCCAGAUUCAGGGGUAUACAAUUCAGUGUGGUUAAGGGGAGAGCAAUCUAG